GGGGGUCGUUGACGCUGUUACUUGGUUCUCGGUGGAAACACCGGCUCCUCUUUGGUCUGGCUACCCUCCCCUCACGGAGCUCUCGUAUGCUCACAUGCACUCCCUUUGCCUGGUCGGCGUUCGAGGGUAAACACAGAUGGCAUACAUGCGUAAGCGCCGUUGUUGAUUUCCGGCUGUCAUUCCCCCUUUGUCUACUGCAAGGGUUGCAGCUUAUUUCGGACUGGCUUAUUGAAUUUCUCCCGUCUGUUUCCCAAAUCCUAGACUCCGUCAGUAAGCUCUGUGGACACGGUAUGACGAACGCUGUUUGCCUUUGCCCGGGUGGGCCAUGAUGUCACGUGGGUCGCACUACCUAUCCUUCAACACCCCGGCUGAGGAAGUGAUUGCAGUCGUGAUUUUCGGAUUUUCAGCUUACCCUGG
Molecule: messenger RNA, 417 nt
Organism: Aspergillus welwitschiae
Lineage: Eukaryota; Fungi; Ascomycota; Eurotiomycetes; Eurotiales; Aspergillaceae
Exons: 1
Coding region: 87-329 (80 amino acids)
Source: RefSeq, a predicted model, not a curated record